AGCUCCUGUGUGCUGCUGUGUCUGAUAUGAACUCUGUCUGUCCUGUUUUAAAGGGCAGCAGUAGUUUCCAGGAGCUGGUGCUGGUGGAGAACACCAGACUCAGUGAGCAGUACUUCUCUGCUGUGCAGAAGUUUGUGGUGUUUGACCUCGGCCUGACUCUACUGCCGGUCAGCGGGCAGACUGAGGCCUCGCAGCUCAUUGCUCAGAUCGUUCACGGGGAGGGCCGAGAGAACCCCUUCAGGAGGAGGACUUCAUCUCGGCUGUUGGACCCGCUGGUCCCGGCUCUGGUCCAGCAGGUCCCCGGGGUCGGCAGGGUCAAAGCUCUGGCCCUGCUGCGGCACUUCUCCAGCAUCCGGCAGCUCUGCAACGCGGCCCCUGCUGAGCUGGAGCCCAUCGUGGGUCAGGCUGCAGCUCAGCAAAUCCACAGCUUCUUCCACAAAGACACUGCUGCAGGAACCUGAAGGCUCGACCCUGGGUCUUUAUCUAACCAGGAAGGUUUGGAUUCGAUGCUAGUGCAGAUACACUUUGGCUCACAUGGACACCAAGUCUUUAUUUGAACGUUCACUUGACACCAGCUGGUGAAACAUGACCAGCUGUGAGACUAGAAAUGGGACGUGUGUGUGUGAAAGAGUAAUUUAGAAAGUCAGCAGAUAUUUUCCACAUUAUGUGAAUAAAAACUAAAUACAUUAGCAUGUUUAUAUACUGUAUACAGAAAGCAGUGAUGGUGCAGUCAGUGGUUUGUCUGUUAGUAGACUGAUACGUGUGGUCAGACGGGUUUUGCACUUUGUUUUUAAGGAGGACGUCAGAGGGCAGCAGUGAAAUGAAGGACUGAAAACAAACAGUCCAGUUUGCUGUAACAUGUAAAUUACAUAAACUGACCAUCAGCAUCCAGCUAUAUAAUGACAAGAUGCAGAAAAAAGGUUAAAUACACGUCCUUAUGAGGAAAACUGU
Molecule: messenger RNA, 951 nt
Organism: Micropterus salmoides (largemouth bass)
Lineage: Eukaryota; Metazoa; Chordata; Actinopteri; Centrarchiformes; Centrarchidae
Product: Fanconi anemia core complex-associated protein 24-like
Exons: 2
Coding region: 27-461 (144 amino acids)
Biological process (GO): interstrand cross-link repair
Cellular component (GO): Fanconi anaemia nuclear complex
Molecular function (GO): chromatin binding
Source: RefSeq, a predicted model, not a curated record